AUGAAAACGUCUCUGCGCUUAGAGGAUGGAACUAAAAACUCCUUGCAGAUCCCAAUUGAUCUCAUUAUCGAGAUAUUCUUGAGGUUGUCGGUGAAUUCUAUAGCGAGAUGUCGUUGCGUAUCGAAGCAAUGGGCCUCCACACUUAGCCGUCCAUAUUUCACCGAGUUGUUCUUGACUAGAUCUUUGGCUCGCCCGAAGCUAUUGUUCGCCUACAGAAAAGGUAGCGAUUAUUUAUUUUUAUCGUCACCUCAGCUUCAAAAUCCUGAUGAUGAUCAUAAGAAGUCGUCUCCUGUAGUCGUCAAUUAUCAUAUGCAUCAUAUUUUGACCUUAGGAAGUGGAAACAUGUCAUGGAGAACGAUCCAAUGUUGCAUACCACAUCGUUCUUUCGAUGGAGGGAUAUGCAUUGAUGGUCUUAUAUAUUAUUAUGCUGGGGUCAACAACAAUGAUAUUGUGAUAGUUUGCUUUGACGUCAGGUCUGAGGAGUUUAGAUUUAUUAUCGGAGCACUGCAUCAUGGAUCUCUCAUAAACUACAAUGGGAAACUAAGUUUGUAUCUGCCGUCAACAGUUUAUUCCCGUUUUAAUGGAGUAAUAAGAAGUAUUAAAUUGUGGGUUCUUGAAGAUGCCAAAAGGCAAGAAUGGUCUGAGCAUACAUACAUAUUGCCUGCAAUGCAUGAUAUAAUGAAAACCACAGAUUUACGUUGUGUUGGAAUGACUCAGACAAAGGAAUUUGUCUUCUGGUCGAUAAAAGGUAUGCGUUUCUACGUUUUCUACUACAAUAUCGAAAGAAACACAAUCAAAAAGGUUGAAAUGCAAGGAAUGGAAGCAUUUAAAGAGAGUAAUGUUUACACCUUUCUGGAUCAUGUAGAGGAUGUGAAGCUAAUGCAAUUCUUUUAA
Arabidopsis thaliana (thale cress) is the source of this 894-nucleotide messenger RNA. RefSeq names its product F-box and associated interaction domains-containing protein. Lineage: Eukaryota; Viridiplantae; Streptophyta; Magnoliopsida; Brassicales; Brassicaceae. Bases 1 to 894 code for a protein of 297 amino acids. The record is from RefSeq and is marked reviewed. The transcript has a single exon.